Molecule: messenger RNA, 3347 nt
Organism: Mugil cephalus (flathead mullet)
Lineage: Eukaryota; Metazoa; Chordata; Actinopteri; Mugiliformes; Mugilidae
Product: LIM domain and actin-binding protein 1-like
Exons: 10
Coding region: 94-2115 (673 amino acids)
Biological process (GO): actin filament bundle assembly
Cellular component (GO): plasma membrane; actin cytoskeleton
Molecular function (GO): actin filament binding
Source: RefSeq, a predicted model, not a curated record
ACACUGGGCGGUGACGCAGCGAGUGUCAGGUGUCUUGCAGGUUUCACGAAAAAAGACUGACUCAACGGAAGUUCCAACAGGCAGAUCGCAGAGAUGGAAGGCAGUUCAUUCAGUCGAAGGUCUUGGGCGACGCAGUCCUUGCGCAUCACCGCAAAGGAGCUGUCGCUGGUCAGCAGCCGAGGGAAAAGCACAGCUAUUGCAGAACGCUUCUCCAAGUACCAGAGAGCUGCUGAAGAGUCCAGUGCAGAGAAGAAAAAAGGAUCUUUUGACGGUGUAACACGAUCUGGCAACCUGAGUGCUCUGAAGAAGCGCUGGGAGAAAGCAGGUAGCCCCGACCAGGACAAGCCUUCUCCUGUUCCACCUCCAAGCCAGCCCAGCAUUCGCCGCAGACCAGCUCCCCUGACCAGGCCUGCCCCUAUCACCAAGCACAGCCCUCCAGUGAAGAGCCCCGGCCCAUCUACCAACCAGGGGGAUCAGCACACAGCCAGCUGUGUCCAGCAGCCGUUGGCGGCUCCAGAAGGAGAAGAACAGCGAGGGAUGGAUAAGGAUGAGCUGACACAGAGCAGAAGGCCUGAAAAGCUUGAACAGGAAGCUCCAACCAGCCCGUGUGCCUCAUAUGAAAAGCCCAGAGUGCCACUGACCAACCUGAAGAUGAAGUUUGAGAAGGGAGAUGAUAACAUGAGCACGGGGACCAGGCCAACACUGCGCAGCAGUUCUUCAGACGACUUGGACCAACACAGCAGCCUGUCUGUGUCUGACAGAGCACUGGAGUCGUCAUCCCUGAGGGAGAGGAUGGCCAAGUACCAGGCUGCUGCAACUAAACAAGGGACCACACACUCUGUUCCAGAUGCUGAGACACCUGCUGCAAAAGCACCGGCACCUGUAAAUGAGAAACACACGCCUGCCCCUGAGUGCAAUGGGGAGAGCACAGAGCAACCCAAAGCAUCUAAGAAGUUUACUCCCCCGGUGAGGGAGACUUGUGUCGCUUGUCUGAAGACAGUGUACCCUCUGGAGAGACUUGUGUCUCAUCAGCAUGUUUACCAUAAAAGCUGCUUCCGCUGUACCUACUGCAACACGACGCUUAGUCUUGGGAACUAUGCUUCUCUGCAUGGCACCAUCUACUGCAAACCUCAUUUCAACCAGCUGUUCAAAGCCAAAGGCAACUACGAUGAAGGUUUCGGCCAUCGGCCUCACAAGGAGCUCUGGGAGCCGCGAGUUGAUGGCGAUGAAAGCGAGGAAGGGGUGAAGCCAAAACCUCCAGAGGAGCCAGCGAAGGUAGUGCGUCCGGCUGAGAGCAGCUCAGACAUAGAGCCAACCCCACCUGAGGAAACCUCCCCACAGGUCAAGGUAACAGACAUCACUGCCCUGCUGGAGACACGUGCGCAGAAGCAUGCAAGCUCUAGUGAGAAACCUCAGUCUACAGAGAAGCCAGCGGAGACACGGCGGCUGAGGGUUGCUUGGCCUCCUCGGGGUGGUGAGGGCCACGCUGGGACAGCCCCAGUCAGUCCAGUCGCAGAGGGGGUCUCUUCAAGUCGACCCUGGAGGGCAAAGUGGCCUCCGGAGGAUGAGGCACCGGCAUCUUUCCAGAGCUCAGAGCGGGCCGAACUGAAGAGCCUGAGGAGGACCUCAUCUCUAAAGGAGCGGAUUCGGCCUUUUACAGUCGCGGCAAAACCAAAACCUGAAAUCAGUCUGGGUCCUAGGGAGCCUCGGCGCCCCCUCAAGUCUGACUGGAGAGCUUCAUUUGAUGAAAACAAAUACUCCGAAGAAUCACCAAAAGAAAAUAAGGUCCAGCAGGUGAAGGAGGAGCAGAAAGUGCCUCAAACACCAAGCGAAAAGAAAGCAACCAUCUCAAAGGAGGACGUGGAGAAAAAGGAGGUCAAGCAAGUGCAAAGAGGAGCAGCAGACAAGAUGGCAGAGGAAGAGUCUUUCAGAAGCCAGUCUCCCGAAGUCGUUCCAGCCUCGUCUCCUCCUUCACAGCCAAAGCAGAGCCAUGCCUCCCAGGAUGUGGGCUUCUGGGAAGAGCACAAGGAAGGAAGUGAUGCAGAGGAGCUGAGUGCAGAAGACAUAAUCAAGAGGAACCGCCAUUAUGAUGAGGAGGAGGACUCCGAGUCAUAGGAACAUUUUACAGUCUUAAUCAUCACAUUCCAUCCACAUAAUAACACUUUUUAUUUUCUCAGUUCAUUUAGCUUUAGCCAAUUAUCAGAGGGAUGCAAAAAUACAUAAUAGGUGUGUGUGUAUGUGCAUUUACAUUCAUCUGCCUUUUUUUUCCAUUUUAAUUUUAUGCUGCAAAAAUAUCUGAGACAUUUUUAUACGACUUGUGAUACUGUUAAAUUCAAAUCUUGCAUCAUCAGUAGCAUAUUAUCUGCAUGCGUUGUGUCCAUAAACUGUUUUACAGGGCAGUUAUCGGUACUUUUAAUUAUGUGCAGUGACCUGACUGCACAUAGUAAAAUCAGGAUCAUGUGCCCUUUGUAAAAUGUUGAAGGUAGCUGUGCUUUUAUGGAACAAAUGUCUGUGGAUGUAGGUGAGCUUUUUUUUUUUAACUUACUGUUUUAAUUUAACUUGUAAAUGAAAGAGAACAAAUGAAACAAAACAGAAGGCAAAUGAGAAUGAGCUGAACUUCCAAACAACAUUGUACAAAUCUUCUCUCAGGGAUGAAAAGGCUGUCCAUCAGUGCCAGUGCUCCAUGUCCAUGCUUUUGUUUUUAUAAUGCCUCUCAUGGAAGUACCACUGUUUUUCUUAUUAUUUCACUCCUUAUACGUGGCAAUUUGAUGCCGUAGCUACGGCAACAGCCCAGACCCUGCGCAGACCCUAACACUGUAGCCUGAUGUGCACCUCCCAAGAAAUAUAAUGACGACGCAGACCACAAGAGCUGUGAUUGGUCUGUUUGGUAGUAGCGUAUUUCCACUUUAGUAUUUCUGGCUGCUUCUCCAUCUCUGUAGUUUUCAGUCGUCAUUGUUGAAUGUGAAGCCGGAAGUAGAAACAAAAAUUAAUCCAACUGGCAAAAAACUAACAAACAAUGCCGACUACUGGUGGUGUUUUUACAGAGGUGAGACUGAUGAGUGGACAAGUAUAAAUGACUCGACACCACAGGCUACGUGCACAGGCUACCCAUCUAUGUCCUGCAGAGGCAUGAACCAUGCUGUAGAAUUUACUUAAUAUUUCCAUCUAAAAAGCAAACUGACUGUCAAAAUAUUAUGGCUGCAGACAAUGUAUUGCUGUGAUCUUAAUUUAUUUGAACAUAAUUACAAGUAACUGGAAAACAGUAAAUGUACAUACAGACGAGUCAGAAAAUCAUCCUGCAGGGGACUACUACCUGGUUUGGUAAAAAAAAAAAAAAAAGAAGAAAA